AAACUACCAAGUCUAACAGUUACGAUGAGUGUUACAAUUUUAGAAGGUGUCGCUUCAAAUACAGUCCAUAUACAGUCAUCUGAAUAUCGAGCGAGCUGCUGCGUUCGAUAACAUCCACAGCCAUUGAGACCAAAGAAAUAGAGAACAGGAGAGAGAAAGAGCUGAAUUAGACAUCUCGCGGUAAUGAAGAGAGCAAUCUGAACGGAAAAUCGUAUUCUUAUCUGUUUGAAAAUGACUGAAAUGAUUGAUUCGAUAAGCCAUGGAACAAUUUUUGAUAUUCAUUGUGUGUGUAUGAAAAGUCAAAAUAGUUGAGUUUCAUUCUUAUUUCAAAUCCUACCAUUUCUGAGAUAUCGGCCGAUAUAUUUCAACAAUAUGAACGGAUCUUGUAUAAACAAUUUAAAUUAUACGUGUCUACUUUUCACGGAGUUAACCACUUUGGAGACAACAAACCAGUCGGACUAUUUACACAGAGACGAAACGUUGGCCCAGGUUGAGAUUGCGGUACAGGCGGUGAUUUUUGUCUUCGCCGUGUUUGGUAAUGCUACCGUUUUGGGAGUUUUGUUUCCCAGAAAACGAACACGAAUGCAUCUAUUCAUGAUGCACUUGAGUCUUGCAGAUUUAUUUGUGGCUUUUUGUAACGUGUUGCCUCAACUUAUUUGGGAUGUUACGUACGUUUUCAUCGGAAACGAUUUCCUGUGUCGACUGGUGAAAUACUUACAAAUCGUUGCUAUGUACGCAUCUUCUUACGUGAUGUUAAUGUCAGCAAUAGACAGGUACAUAGCUAUUUGUCAUCCAUUUUUCAGCCAUAAGAUUCGUUCCGGGAAAGUUCAUCUAAUGGUGUGUAUAGCUUGGGUUUUGUCCCUUGUUCUUCCUGUGCCCCAACUUUUGAUAUUUUCCUACAAAGUCCGCGAGGAUGGACAAUACGACUGUUGGGCAACCUUUAACCCGGAAUGGACACUCCCUCUCACUAUCACGUAUUACACCGUGACGGUAUUUUUUCUACCCAUCAUCAUAUUAACUUUUUGUUACGGCCGAAUUUGUUAUGUUGUCAUCAAAAGAAGCAGAAAAAAUGACCAGUUUAACCCAACCAGAAACCCGUCCCCGGUUCAUUCCUACCACGAGUGCGUCGAGGGGAGGGAAGCACAGGCAUUCUGCAAGAUAAACGUUAAGCUUGUCAAAAAUUGUCGUAAGAAUGGCAUUUCCCGGACAAAAAUUAAAACCGUUCGGUUAACAUUAGCGGUGGUGCUGUGUUACUUCAUAUGCUGGACGCCUUUCUUUCUUUUUCAAAUGUGGGGGGCUUAUGAUUCAUCGGCACCAUACACAAGUAAAGCAUUUGUCAUCAUCCUGUUAUUUGCCAGCUUGAACAGUUGUACGAACCCUUGGAUCUACCUCGCCUUCAGUGACGGCUUAAUGGACAGAAUCAGACACUGGAAGUUCAACCCGACGCCGACGUCACACUUCGUCAUGAGCGGGUUUCCUUUGCAGACGACGACAGAGGCCGCUGUUUAACUCUUAUUAGUAGCUCUAUUAUUUUGAAUCUUUCACCUUCAUGUUCAGAAAUGUGGAACUAAUGAAUAAAAGGGUUA
Magallana angulata is the source of this 1586-nucleotide messenger RNA. Its product is annotated as cephalotocin receptor 1-like. NCBI's taxonomy places the organism in Eukaryota, Metazoa, Mollusca, Bivalvia, Ostreida, Ostreidae. Gene Ontology annotation, biological process: G protein-coupled receptor signaling pathway. The record is from RefSeq and is a predicted model, not a curated record. The transcript has 2 exons. Gene Ontology annotation, molecular function: peptide binding; vasopressin receptor activity. Bases 373 to 1509 code for a protein of 378 amino acids. Gene Ontology annotation, cellular component: membrane.